This is a messenger RNA of Heterotrigona itama, 4153 nucleotides long. The record is from the annotation of a GenBank genome assembly. NCBI's taxonomy places the organism in Eukaryota, Metazoa, Arthropoda, Insecta, Hymenoptera, Apidae.
CAACGGUGACAGUGGUAGUGUCGUAGCUAGUGGUAGUGGCAGUGAUAGUGAUAGCGACGGUGAUUAAAAAUAAGGGAGAGCGAAGCGAGCGACGAGGGAAACGGAUAUAAUUUAGGAAAGGAAACAAAAGGACAGUAAAUAACAAGAAUGGCAGAUCCAAGUCAACAACAACCAUUGACCGAGCCGCAUACGAACGGAGUAAUGGACGGUCUGACAGAGGAGGAGAAGAGUAAAAUGCGGCCUGCAGACAUCGACGCGGAUAUGAGGGAAAUGGAAAGGAGGAAGCGAGUCGAAAUGAUGAUGAAUUCACGACUUUUUCGGGAAGAACUAGAACGUAUAAUUGAGACACAAAUGAAAGACGGUGCUGGACCAUCAGGUCUGCUACAGCAAAUCUCUGACAUGAUGGGUGCGCAAGGUGCUCGAUUUAACGGAAAUGUGUUUAAAAAUUCAAAUUGUGUAUUACCUAUCAACGACAUACGCGGUGUCGAAAGUAUGGGUUACGCAAAGGGGGAGAAACUGUUGCGCUGCAAGUUGGCAGCGGUAUUUAGACUGCUUGAUCUCUAUGGUUGGACUCAAGGUGUCGGUGGACAAAUUACGGCACGUUUAAAUCAAGAUCAAGAACACUUUUUAGUUAAUCCAUAUGGUCUGUUGUAUCAUGAAGUUACUGCUUCAAGUUUGAUUAAAGUUGACAUGCAAGGAACGGUCGUGGAACAAGGAACAACCAAUUUUGGGGUUCACGUGGCAGGAUUUCAAUUGCAUUCAACGAUUCACGCCGCUAGACCCGAUAUAAAAUGCAUUGUUCAUAUUACCACUCCGUCCGUUACUGCUAUCUCGUCAUUAAAGUGCGGAUUGUUGCCAAUUGGACAAGAGAGUAUAGUAAUAGGAGAGGUAAGCACACAUCAAUAUAUAGGUGGAUUUUUUGAACCGGAGGAAAAAGAGAAGAUAGCAAGAAAUCUUGGUCCAAUGAAUAAAAUCAUGCUGUUAACUAAUCGUGGUGCUCUCUGUUGCGGAGAAACUGUCGAAGAAGCUUUCUUCAAUGUUUACAAUAUGGUCCUAGCUUGCGAGACCCAGUUGAAAUUAAUGCCCGCUGGUUUGGAUAAUUUAAAUCUUAUUUCUGAAGAAUCUAAGAAAGCUAUAUUCGAAGCCUCAAGAAAACCACCCACACCGCAACAAACGGCUCCGAUCACCGAAACCACAGCUCUUUCUGAAAAACUCGAAAAGCGUUGGCGAAUCGGUGGAACUGAAUUUGAGGCACUUAUGCGGAUGCUCGAUAACGCAGGUUUCCGUACUGGCUAUAUAUACAGAAAUCCACUAGUGAAAGGAGAACUUCCGCGGCCUCGAAACGAUGUUGAAGUACCACCUGCAGUCUCGUCUUUAGGAUAUUUACUCGAAGAAGAAGAACUUUACAAACAAGGGCUCUGGAAAGGUGGUCGUAAAGGUACAGAUAGGUCACGUUGGUUGAAUUCACCCAAUGUAUAUCAAAAAGUUGAAAUACUUGAAACAGGAACCCCUGAUCCGAAGAAAAUUACAAAGUGGGUGACAGACGGAUCUCCGACCCAUAGCAGUACACCGGUGAAGAUCGACAGUGCCCUUCAAUUUGUACCGAAAAAUACCAAUCCAAAGGAAUUUAAACAAAUACAACAACAGGAUGCUACUAUUAGCGGAACAGGAGAACAAGUAGUGUUAGUAGGGGCUGCUAGUAAAGGUAUCAUUCAAAGAGGGUUUCAACACAAUGCAAUGGUUUACAAAACACCGUAUGCCAAAAAUCCUUUUGAUGCUGUUACUGAUCAAGAACUCGAUCAGUAUAAGAGAGAAAUUGAACACGAUGAAUCGCAAUCAGAAUCGGAAGCAUUGUCAUCGUUCAAUGUUAGUCGCGCAACACACGAAUCAAGCACUGCCAAAAGUCCCAUUCAGUCACCAGUAUCAGUAACUUCGGAAACAGAAGAGGAGAGCAGAGAUGCUGUGGUGUUUUUGGACAAUGUGGUUGCAGAUCCUGGUUCACCGAGCAGGUACUGCAGUCAAACCGAGAAUGAAUAUGAGAACAAGUUUGGAAGCGAUGCCUGUAUUAUUCAUAAGUACUGUCAUUAUCCAGUUGCUGAACAAUAUCCAUACGAGCCGCGUUUAGAAAUUGUUCGAAGUGACAUAAUCGCAGAGCGACUAGUAACUAAAUUAAUUGACUACUGUCCUUAUCCUCCAGUUAUGUUAAUUGAUGAGCAAAUAAAUUACAUGGAAGAUGCUCUUGAAGAAAUUUCAAAUUCAAUUAACUCUGAAAAUAAAAAAUCACAAGAAGAAUUGAAUGAUAAAGGAAAAUCCAAAGUUCGUAAGUCACUGAAAUUGAAAAAUAAUGAAAAUUCAUUGAAUUUUGCGUGUUCUAAUGAAGAAAUGAAAGAAAGAAAUAGAAAUGAAAAAACGAAUUUGAUAUUUGUUGAUACGAACUCUAUGGAACAGAUUACUGAAAUAGCGAGUUAUAUUGAUUCAAAUAUUCCGUCAAUAAAAACAAAAUUAAACACUUUGUUCCAUCCUAAAGUUAAAAUCUCAACAAAGUAUAGCUUAAAUCCUAACGAUAUGAAUUUAAUAUACAGUUUGACUCCAUAUAUGAAUUCAGAUGAUCAUGAGGGUGUUGAUAAAAUGAUUUUAAAUGAAACGUCGAAGUUAACAACAGUUAUACCAGACUCUAACGAUUCUAAUCUGAAUCAAAAUUGCUUUUUGCAAUCAAACGAAGAGAAAAGUCUUAAAAAUGGAUGGAAUAAAAAAGAUUGCGUAGAUGAGAAAAUUGACAAUUAUAUUUGGUUUGAUUCGUUGUUUGAUAGUGAAAAGUACGACCUCUGUAAAGAUAACAAAACUAUGAAUAACGAUAUAUGUUUUGAUAACGGACAAGUUGAAAUUCAUUCGAAUGAAGGAUCUGAUAUGUUAGAACUGUCCACUAACGCGGUUUUAGAAUUGUUGGAAAGUACUGAAGAAUACUUUCGGAAUGACAUAAGCAAUAUGGCGAAUGAAGUUAUUGCAGAACUUAACGUGAACGACACAUAUAUAGCUAUUUACUGUUUAGUAAACGAGAUAUUUCAAAAAGUUUAUGACAUUGUCUCAAGUAUAGAGUUAAAUGAUCCACGUGAUUCGUUAUCGUCUACAAUUUCUCGACAUCGCUCAAUUUCAAAACUAUGCUUAGAUGUAAAAGAUGAUGACCAAGUAGCCAAAGAAUAUCAGACUAAUCAAACUACACCUGUUGUCGUUGUACACGAGGUUAUUCACCAUGUGUACGAUGCAUGCGAUGAAAUUAAAAAAGCAAAGACCUGUGCAAACGUAGAAUUGAAAGAAAAAGAAAACAACGAUAUUAGUAACAAAAGAGAAGGAAUCGAGCAGCAAAUUGACGAUUUUCCAGUAAUGAUAAAUAGUGACGAAUUGGAAACAGCAUCUGACCUACAAGUUGCAUCGACUGUUACUCCUUUUGAGAAUUUGGUUUUAGAGGAAAAUAAUCAAUUUGUUGAAACGGUGGCAGAAGUGGAUGACACGACGGAAUCAGACGCAAUUUUCGAAUUUCAUACAAUAGUGAAGGCGAAACCAAUAAAUACUAAUGAAAAAGCAUAUGAAUUGAAUUUCAGAAUAGAGAGAAAUUUUGGUGUUAAUAACAUUGAAAAUAAAAGAUCGCACGAGCAGGAGAAAGUUGAGUUUGAGCCAACUGUAAGUCUUGAUAAUCUCGUUAACAUAAAUUGGAAUACAAACUCUUUUAAUUUGCCCGAAAUUGCUUCAAAAAAAGACAAAUUAAUGGAACUACCAGAGACUUCUAUGUCUGUAGAAAUACCUGUUGAUAGUACUCAUUGUGUAAAUUCUUAUAUUUAUGAUUACGAUCAAGGAUGUUCUUCGUUAUCAACUAUAGGCGAAGAGGAGUCUUGGCAUAAAUUUUUGGAGGGAAAUGACAUAAACGACAAUGCAGAAGUUGAAGAAAAUCGACUCAAUGAUACUUAUAUAUGCUGUGAUUCCGAUGAAAUCGUAAAUGAUAAAGAAUUGUCUAAUCGUAGUUUAGAAAGGUUCCGUGUCGCAGGAUGUGAGCGUUAGCGAGGAAUCACCGAAAAAGGAAAAGAAGAAGAAGAAAGGCCUUAGGACACCCUCCUUCCUAAAAAAGAAGAAAGAAAAGAAGAAGCCAGUUGAGGCGUAG